Messenger RNA from Cinara cedri, 2127 nucleotides. The record is from the annotation of a GenBank genome assembly. NCBI's taxonomy places the organism in Eukaryota, Metazoa, Arthropoda, Insecta, Hemiptera, Aphididae.
UAUACGAACAAUAUAAUAAUAAUAUUGCCAUGUCUUUGAACGAAAAAAAUGCAUCGAAACUUGAAUAUCUACAUGUUCAUAAUGUUUGUACAAUUACACUUUAAAAUUAAUUGGCCAAGACUAAUUAGAUGUAUUAUUUUAUUUAUACAAAUUUGUAAGAUAGUUUAUAAGUUAGGUACUUUGUUUUAUUAAAUAGACAGGUAUUUUCAAAAUGCACAAUUGUCUACAAUUAGCGCCUUAAUAUUCAACUUUCCUUUUAAAAAUAAAUUUCCAUAGUGUUUUUAACUUUUUUAAAAGUUCUUAUUUUACCUUAAAUCUGAUGAUUUUAUCUGAUUUUUUGAAACAAUAGUUACCAUAAUUAAUAUUAUAUACUAUUAAAUUACUCGAAAUAGAUUAUUGAUUUCGCUCUAUAAUUUUCAAUGAUUUUAUCUGUAUCUAACUCUAUAGAAUUAACUGCCAAAGACCUAGUUGUUUAAUAAAAGAAAUUUAAAUGUGGUUAAAAUAUAGCAAAACCAAACUAAUUAUUUUACUAUAAUGCAGUGACCUUCAACCAGUCGCGUAAGCUUUAAGAUUAGGCUGUGAUAAAUAUUUUGUUCAAAGUUUAAAAAAAAUUAAUGUUAUACACAGUUUUAUUAAGUGUAUACUCAUUAAUUCAAUUAAGAAAAAACAUUUUACGUAAUGUGCUAUGUAUCACUUUAUGGUAUUAUGUUACUGCACUAUUGUAUGCUAUAUGACGUCAGAUAUAAUAAUUUAUGAGUAAACCGUAUCAUAUUUCAUAUUAAUAGAAGAUAAGAAUGAACAAAUUCUAUUAAUAUUUCCAAUGACAUAUUUAUGUGAAUAGAGGUUUUUAACUAUGUCACAACUUUAUUUUGUUAUAUGUAUUUUUUGUAUCAUAACAUGUAAUAAAAUUAAAUUUUACCUAAAAAAAAGUUAACUUUUAUUUAUUCAGUAAUAAAAGCAUUUCUAUAAUAGCAUACUAAGCUAUUAAGUAAUUUAAACUUUUUUUUUGAUAUUCAUAGCUAACAAAGUUGACAUGGGUUGCGAAAAAUGUAUGGUAGAAAAAGUGGGACGAGUCAAAAAGGUUGAAGACAACUGCUAUAAUGUACUAUUUUCUUCUCCUUUACUUUCAUCCCAAUUAUUUGGUUAAGGCCCCUCUUGUCUUAAAUUUACACUUAACUUGAUCCCCCACAUAUACUUGCUAUAUACUAAUUAAUUUACUAAAUAAAUUCUUAAGAUUGAAUUUUUGUUACAUGAUUGUUUUUUAAUAUUUGAUAAUUUAUUUUAAGGUUUAUGAAAACAUAGCAUCACAUUUUAGUGAAACGCGACAAAAACCUUGGCCAAAUGUACUCAAAUUUUUAGAACAAUCUAAACCGGGUUCAAUUAUCCUUGAUGUUGGUUGUGGAAACGCAAAGUAUUUCACAAAUACUACUGAUGUUUAUCAAGUAAAUAUAUUUAAUAAUACCUAUUGAAUUAUUCUAUAAUACUAUAUAAACAUUAUAAAUUUUAAGAUAGGAUGUGACCGAAGUACACAAUUAGCGCAAAUAUGUAGAGAUCGUAAUCAUCAAGUAUUCAACUGUGAUUGCCUUCAAAUACCGCUGCGGUCACAAUGUGUUGAUUUGUGUAUUAGUAUAGCUGUUCUUCAUCAUUUGGCGACAAACGAUCGGCGUUUAAAAGCUCUAACAGAAAUUAAUAGAGUGCUAGCAGUCGGAGGCCAAGCCCUAGUAUACGUGUGGGCAAAAGAACAAUGUAGAAACCAAAACCUAUCCACUUAUUUGAAACAGAACAAUACUAAUAAACAAAAGCCAAAAUCUGCAAGUGAAAUGACUAAAGAAUUUUGUGUGGAAUCAAUUGAUAUUAAUCUCCCAGUACACAUUAAUCGGUCAAAUUUUGUACAUAACGAUUUAUUGGUUCCAUGGAAAUUAAAUCAAAAGAAAAAUCAGGAACAUGAACCUCAAAUGCAUCUGAGAUAUUAUCAUGUAUUUGAAGAAACUGAAUUAAAAUAUUUAUGUGAACAAAUUCCAAAUUGUAAAAUUGUUGAUUACUAUUAUGAUCAGGGUAACUGGUGUGUAAUAUUUGAAAAGACUAAAAUUUAAUAACAAUAUGUUUUUAAUUGUUAAACCUUUUAAU